This is a messenger RNA of Lacerta agilis (Sand lizard), 2495 nucleotides long. RefSeq names its product thyroid hormone receptor interactor 10 (gene TRIP10). The coding region runs from base 377 to 2200 and encodes 607 amino acids. Gene Ontology annotation, biological process: signal transduction. Gene Ontology annotation, molecular function: protein binding. The record is from RefSeq and is a predicted model, not a curated record. Lineage: Eukaryota; Metazoa; Chordata; Lepidosauria; Squamata; Lacertidae. The transcript has 15 exons.
CCAUUGCGCGGGGGAAGGAGGGCGGCGGCGGCUUCCUGGGAAGAGCGGCGCGUCUCGGCUCCGCCUGUUGAUCCCUUUUCGGGGGAGGGGGAAGACGAGCGGGCGGCCUUCGCCUCUGCAUCAAUCAAACCCUUGGAAGCGAGACGGAGACGCGCCCCGUGCCAAGCCGGGGGAUGCCGGCGCUCGUCGGGCUGCGCUGAGUCCUGCCUGCGCCUUUAAGGGCCGGGGCCGGAGCGGGGAGUGUCCCGGGCAGGCGCUGGAGGCUGGACGGGCGGGAAGAGCGGGACUCCCCGGGACGGGAGGCGGAGGCGGCGGAUCGGGCUCCGGGUGGGCCUUCGCGGACGGAGCGAGGGCGCACGGCGACGGCGCUGCCAGCAUGGACUGGGGCACGGAGCUCUGGGAUCAAUUUGACACAAUUGAGCGCCACACUCAAUGGGGCCUGGACCUGAUGGACAAAUACGUCAAGUUUGUGAAAGAGCGGACCGAGAUCGAGCAGGCGUAUGCAAAGCAGCUGAGGAAUCUUGUGAAGAAGCAUCUUCCCAAGAGGACUACGCGAGAAGACCCAGAAUCUAAGUUCUGCCAAUAUCAGGCCUUCCUUCAGGUGGUGAAGGAGCUGAACGACUUUGCAGGCCAGCGUGAGCUGGUAGCUGAGAACCUUCUAACGCGGAUCUGUGUGGAGGUUGCAAAGUACUCGCAGGAGCUCAAGCAGGAGAGGAAGUCGUACUUGCAAGAAGGCCGAAGGGCUCAGCAGCAGCUGGAGAACUCCUUCAAGCAACUUGAAAAUAGCAAACGCAAGUUUGAGCGAGACUGCCGAGAGGCUGAGAAAGCUGUGCUGACUGCCGAGAAACUAGACCAGGACAUCAAUGCUACCAAGGCAGAUGUGGAGAAGGCAAAGCAGCAGGCAAACCUGAGGAGUCAUAUGGCUGAGGAGAGCAAGAAUGAAUAUGCUUCAUAUCUACAGAAGUUUAACCACAAUCAGAGCCAGUUCUACUUUUUGGAGAUGCCACAAAUCUUCAAUAAGCUGCAAGAGAUGGACGAGCGGCGGACACUCCGCCUCAAGGAAGGCUACUGUGUUUUUUCAGAGACUGAGCAGCAAGUUAUGCCCAUUAUUGGAAAGUGCCUGGAGGGCAUGAAGGCAGCAGCAGAUGUGGUGGAUGAGAAGAACGAUUCCCAGAUGCUGAUUGAACUGCACAAAUCGGGCUUUGAGAGGCCAGUAGACAUGGAUUUUGAAGACUUCAGCCAACCCAUCAAUCGCACCUCAUCAGACAGCAGCCUUGGCACCCCCCGCGGCACCCUCGAUGGUCGCCUGGACCCCCGCCUGCUGGUCAAGAGCAAGGGGAAGCGCUGGCCCUUCAGCAGGAAGAGCAAGCUUCCACCCCCUCCCCUCUCUCCCUUAAGUUGCCCUUCCUCCUCCACUUCCUCCCCUUCCUCAUCUGCCAUCAAUGGACCUCCAUCCCCCAAAUUCACCCGUGACCCCCUGUCUUACUGUUUGAACGAGAUCAAUAAGACAGUCAAACCCCGCAUCACGUCCUUCCGCAGCCUCAAACGGGGGACUGUGAUCACGGAGGACUUUAGCCAUCUGCCUCCAGAACAGAGGAGAAAAAAGCUCCAGCAGAAGAUUGAAGAAAGGAAUCGGGAGCUGCAGAAAGAACUAGAUCAGAGGGAUGCCUUAAAUAAGAUGAAGGAUGUUUACCAGAAGACGCCGCAGAUGGGAGACCCUAAUAGUCUUGAGCCAAAGAUCUCUGAGACUCUGGGCAACAUUGAGAGGUUGCGACUAGAAGUCCAGAAAUGUGAAGCUUGGUUGGCAGACGCAGAGAGCAGGAUGUUGAGUAACCGACCUGAUAGUGUCACACGCUACAAUCGCCACUUGGAUCAUGCAAGCACCCUGAACAACAAUAACUGCUCAAAUGACAAAGACAGCCUCAACACCACCCACUCUGAUGAGAACCAGGACACACUCAACCAGCCCAUCUACACCGAGUUUGAUGACGACUUCGAGGAGGAGUUGACGUCUCCCAUAGGCACCUGUGUGGCUCUCUAUCAGUUUGAAGGUUCCAGUGAAGGCACGAUCUCCAUGCUGGAGGGCGAAGAGCUCGGCUUGAUGGAGGAGGACAAGGGCGAUGGGUGGACCCGUGUGCGGAGAAGCAAAGGGGGCGAGGGGUACGUCCCCACUUCCUACCUGCGGGUCAACCUAAACUGAGUGCCGAGUUGGCCGCGGUACGAGGCCUGCGGCUUGGAGACUUCCGAGUCAACAGCAGGGCGCGAGUGGAAGAGAGGUGCAGUGUUUCAGCUGACUGGGGGAAGGACGGUGCAAUGCCCUCUGCGGGGGACCCCAUCCAAGGAGGAAGGUCACGCCAAAUCACCACUGCAGAAACUGGGGGAGGCGACUUGCUUGCCUGAAGAGAAGACAUGAUGGCUGCAGCCCGCUCAAGAUCUUGGAUAAGAGCCAUGGGGGUGGAGGGGGGGGAAUUGGUCUCCAUGCUGAUGAUGCGCCC